Bursaphelenchus okinawaensis is the source of this 1008-nucleotide messenger RNA. The record is from the annotation of a GenBank genome assembly. Lineage: Eukaryota; Metazoa; Nematoda; Chromadorea; Rhabditida; Aphelenchoididae.
AUGUUACCAUUAGUUGUCAUAGCCAUUGUUAUACAUCAAUCUCCAGAAAGUAUGAAGACUUAUCGACGAUUUAUCAUACAUUUUACGGUAUGUGUUUUGUAUAAGGAAGUGUUUUAAAAUUGUUCUUUAGUAUGUAGCUUUAAGAUCAGAUUUGUUUUACACUUUUUGCAAGCUAAAUCUUUCGUUGCGGGACCUGACGUGGCCCCUGGAGCCUUUAUUGGAGCCCGGUGGUUGUCGCCGCAUGACCCGGUUCGGCCUUAUUCGUGUUUUUCUUGGCCUAGUUUAGGGUCGGACUAGGACUGCACUAGACCCUUCUUUCUUAUUCUUUCAGACCUAAUAAAAAAGCAAAAAGGGUCUUUUUAAGGUCUAAUAAGAAGCAAAAAAAAUUUAGGUAUGCGACUUUUGUUUCUCGGUUUGUAUGGGUAUGCUGGUCAAGCCUUUCCCCAUCAUACCAUUCUUCGCAGCGUUCGUUAUCGGCCCGCUGAAAUAUUUGGGUAGCGCCGGUGCUGUGGCUUCGGUAUGUGCUGAACGUUCUCUUUUUGUAUACGUAUAAUAAAUACCUUCAAGUUUUAAAAAUUAAAGCAUCUGUGACUGCUUAUUAGGUUGUUCAUUUAAUUCUGUGCUCGUUCAUUAAACAAAAUUGCUUUGAAAAGGGGCACAGAAUUAUUGGAACAAUCUAAUAUCGGGUUGUCCAAAUAUAGAUGAGCCAAAAUCUUCGAAGUUUGGCGUUUUAAAUGGCUCAUCUAUAUUCGAACAACCUAACUGAUGAAGAACCUUAAUAAUCACUUUCAGGGCUCUGCCAUCAUGAUAAGCGCGGGUUAUGCCAUUGCAACACAGUGUAUAUGUAUUGUGUACAGAUUUGCGGCCAUUCAAACAGACCCUCGGCUGUUGGCAUUCGUUGUUUCAUGGAUAUCAUGGACGAUAGGUCAUAUUAUUGGGGUUUUUAUUUCCGUGUUUGCUAUCUUGUUACUUAUGCAAGUGCAGGUACCACAAGAGGUAGGAACAUGA